CGGGGGCAGCGGCUGCGCCGUGAGGCGCCGGGCGGGACCGGGGACCCGGCGGUGCCGCGUCAAGACUCGCCGAAAGGAGAAGCCGGUGCGCUCGCUGGGAAUCCGGCCAUGUUCUGAGGGAGGCCUCCAGCACUCAGCGUGGAUCCAGCUAGCGCAGGUGUGCGGGAAGAAAUCGCCCUCCUCGCCUCCCCCUGAGGAGCUCUCGAACCAUGGCGAGUCCAAGAACAAGGAAAGUUCUGAAGGAAGUCAGAGCACAAGAUGAGAACAAUGUCUGUUUUGAAUGUGGUGCAUUUAACCCCCAGUGGGUGAGCGUGACCUAUGGAAUCUGGAUCUGUCUGGAGUGCUCAGGAAAACACCGAGGCUUGGGAGUUCACCUCAGUUUUGUACGUUCUGUAACCAUGGACAAAUGGAAGGAUAUUGAGCUGGAGAAAAUGAAGGCUGGAGGUAAUAGCAAAUUUCGAGAGUUCUUGGAGUCUCAAGAUGACUAUGAUCCCUGCUGGUCAAUGCAGGAGAAGUACAACAGCAAAGCUGCAGCUCUUUUUAGAGAUCAGGUAGCUACAGUAGCUGAAGGCAAGGAGUGGUCCAUUGAAACUUCUCCUGCCAGGAACUGGACCCCACCUCAGCCUAAAAUGUCUCUCUCUUCCACUCAUCGUAGUUCUGCUGGACAAUCUCAGACUGCAACUGCCUCUUCUGACAAGGCUUUUGAAGACUGGUUAAAUGAUGAUGUUGGCUCCUACCAAGGUAGCGGCCAAGAAAAUCGUUACGUGGGGUUUGGAAACACAGUAAACCCUCCAAAAAAAGAGGAUGACUUCCUGAAUAAUGCUAUGUCUUCAUUGUACUCGGGGUGGAGCAGUUUUACAACUGGAGCAAGCAAAAUUGCCUCAGCUGCUAAAGAGGGUGCUACCAGAUUUGGAUCUCAAGCAAGUCAAAAGUUUUGGGGCUACAAGCAGCAGCCAGAGCCGGCAUCAGAGUUAGGUCAGACAUUAAAUGAAAAUGUUCUCAAACCUGCACAAGAAAAGGUGAAAGAGGGCAAAAUAUUUGAGGAGGUCACCGUGGGGGUGUCGCAGUUGGCCAGCAAGGUUCAGGGAGUGGGAAGUAAGGGAUGGCGAGAUGUCACCACUUUUUUUUCUGGCAAACCAGAUGAUAAUUCUGAAAGACCAGCUGAGGGAGACAGUUACCAGAACAGUGGAGGGGAGGGCUACCAGAACAAUGCUGUAGAUCAAAGCUUCUGGGAGACCUUUGGCAACUCGGAUCCACCAAAAGCUCAUAAAUCUCCAAGCAGUGAGAGCUGGACCUAUGUGGACAAUUCCACAGAGAAGAAGAGCUCCGACAGCUGGGACGUGUGGGGCUCAGGAACAGUCUCCAACAACAAGAACAGUAACAGCGACAGUUGGGAAAAUUGGGAGACCAACUGGGAAAACACAGGAGGGGAGAGCAAGACCAAAAAACCUCCUAAGGCAACAAAAAAGGCGUCUUCAGCUGAUGAUGGGUGGGAUAACCAGAACUGGUAGAACUCUGUUAGCCCUGUUUUGCACAGCUAGGAGAGGGAGGCUAUGCUGGCUGAUUGAGGGGAGGAAGUUUUACAUGCAACUGGAGUAUCUUGGUUGACCUUACUGAUCUGUUACUUUUGUGCUUCCCAUUCGUUCUCCUUUCUUCUACCCCGGUUUAGGGAAAAAAAAAAAAAAAAGAGUAGCAUCUGAAUCUUUUAUUACAUAAAGGUGGCUGUCCCUUUUCUAAGGAAUAGUGAUAAAUAUAUUCUCCUUGCACUACUGAAGCUGGAUACACAGACUUUCUUAACACAAAUGUUCAAAGGAAAAAAAAAAAAAAAUCAGUGCAAGCACGUUUUCAUGGUACAUCCUUGCAUGUGUAGGUUAAUAGUUAUUCAUCCAGUCCUCAUAUAAUUUGAGAUGACCUGAGGUGUUUAAUGCAAAGAAAGGACAGGAUGUGUCUUGAAAAGAUAGCUGUUAAAUAAGCAAACUGUAGUUGAACAGAUCUAGUUCAAAUGCCUUAUGGAUUGCUCUGACAUUAUUAAGUCUGGCAACUCAAGAUGGUCUUUAAGAUACUUUUUAUUGGAGCUUUGGUUUUAAACUUUAUGAGAUUUAAUUUUUUUUUUUAGUCUUUUAAAACUUAUUUUCUCCCCUUAGAAUUAAUAAGGAAUCUAGAGCUAGGUGUUUUAUUUGUGUAAACUCACAGUUUUGACCUGAGCUGUCAAGGGAUCUCCAGAAUGGCUCCUUGCUCAGCAGGUUAAGAGUUUGCACAGUGCAGCUCUCCACCACAGCUGUGGUGUUCUCCUUCCCUACCUACACCCUUCCCCCAGUUUUUGAGUAUUUUAUACAGUCUGUUUUUGUUCUCUUUCUUCCUUCUACCCAUCUACUUUAUCUGUUCUGAUAAAAAUGAAAUCUUUCUGCUGCUUAUGGCCUUUUGAAGAUAGGUUUGGCAACUUGGCAGUGAAACAAAUCUAUAAAAAAGAUUCCAGUGAGAAAAAAAUGGGUGGAAAAUAUGAGAACAUUAAGGAGAGAGGCUGGCAGCAAGCCCCUUUCAAGAUGGAGUAGAUGUCUGGAUUUAAUAGCAAAAUUUAAAUUAAGCAGACGUUUUCCAAAUUAAUCUUUAAUAUGUCAAUAUGUAUCUCACUAUCAUGUAUUUCUCCACAUUUUCUUUCUGGAUCUUGUUAAAGAAACACUAUUUUGGAAACUUUAGAAGCUCCUUGUCAGCAUUAAGGAAUGGAAUAGAAGAUUCAGCUAUGUAUCAGUUUUGACCUAAGAAACUGCUUUGCAUGACACAAACCAUAACUUCUACAGAAGAAUUAUGACUUUAACAACAAAGGUGUCCUGUGUAUCCCAUUUUAUUUUUGGGGGUGGGUUGUAAAUGUACACUCAGCCCGAAAACAAUCAGCUGACUUGAAAACUUCAGAUUAUGAUAUCAUUGUGUAGUCUGCUGUACUACCAGCAUGGAGUUCUUUACUGUGGACCCUGUAAGUCUUAAUACAUACCUAAAAAGCAUUUUCUUUUUUAAAAUUUGUUAAUUUGUUCAAGCAAACAACUAAAUCGAAGUUGUCAAGGUUACCUUAAAUAAUGAAUGCUUCAUAUCUUUUUCUCUUCACAGAGGUUUUGGAGCUUAUGGUAAGAUCGAGGGGUUAAGAAAAGAAAAUCAUGAAUCACCUCGAAAGUAGCAAAUUUAAAAGGCUUAAGUCUAAGUAGAAACAGCUCUAUUUAUAGCCUGAUUCUGUAUUUCUUUAGUAGAAUCUUUCAGAUGGCGAACAAGGUAUUUUUCUAGUCUUCUCUAGCCCUGUCCUGCAAGAGUUAGGAUUUUUUUUUUUUUUUUUUUUUUUUCCCCUCCCUUUCUUCUCCUGGUGGCAUGGUCUGUACCGCUCGUGCAGCAGCACUCGGUGCCACUUACCACCCAAGCAUUACUCUCAGCUGAGCCCUGCCAGGCACCCACACGCUGACCCUUUGGAAGUGCCCAAGGCACGAGAGAUCUCAGUUUACAAUUCUGCUCGUGUUUCCACUGGCAGAAGUUUACAGCCCGACUACAAACCGAGGAUUUUGUUCUGCUUUUUUCCUCCAGUUCCAAAUAGACCUUUAUCAUAGCUUAAUUGCAUGUCGAACAUGACUUUGUAUUUUUCUGCAUACACCUCUGUUGCCUCCUUGUCCCGUGUCUGCUGCCCAGCAGGGAGCCGUAAGGCAUGUUCUCUGCUCUGGGAGUGGUGCUGUGUGCUGUGCGUGCCAUGGGGCUGCCCACUCCCCCCCACCCCCCCAAGGGUUUGACAGGCUUUGUGAAGUGUUGCGGUAGCGGCGACGGCCAAAUGCACCUGAUGGGUUGCGCUGUCUGACUGCUGGUGUCUGUCUGAUGUGAAGCUGGCUCAGCUUCCCGUGUAGAAAUUUAUUACAAUUUCUCUUUCAUAAACCUCCUGAAAUAGCUUGUAGCAGGAUAAGCUUUAUUUCAGUCCAUUCAAUCAACAGUAUUGUGAUGUGUAUGCAUACGUUCUCCUCAGCUGUGUGGUUUGCCUAGGAGAAAACUGGUUUAUUUCUGUAUCACUUGCAGCUACAAUUGGCAUGAGCCAUUUGUUUGUUCUUCCGCUUUUAUUUUUGUAUCUCUUGAAACUUUAUGUUCUACAUUAAACUAAACAGCCUGAGCCCUACUCAGGCAGAA
This is a messenger RNA of Athene cunicularia (burrowing owl), 4149 nucleotides long. RefSeq names its product ADP ribosylation factor GTPase activating protein 1 (gene ARFGAP1). Gene Ontology annotation, biological process: regulation of ARF protein signal transduction; regulation of endocytosis. Gene Ontology annotation, cellular component: Golgi membrane. The transcript has 15 exons. Lineage: Eukaryota; Metazoa; Chordata; Aves; Strigiformes; Strigidae. The record is from RefSeq and is a predicted model, not a curated record. Gene Ontology annotation, molecular function: GTPase activator activity. The coding region runs from base 210 to 1511 and encodes 433 amino acids.